GCGCACUGACGGCCGGUGGACCGAGCCUCAAGCGGACGGCGAGCCGGGGACCGUUGCUGAGCGGCGGCGAUGGCGACCGCGAUGUCAGCGACGAAGGCGGAGCGAGCGGUGCUGGAGGAGGAGUUCCGCUGGCUGCUGCACGACGAGGUGCACGCAGUGCUCAGGCAGCUGCAGGACAUCCUCAAGGAGGCCUCGCUCCGCUUCACUCUGCCAUGCUCUGGUACAGGCACCGAGGGGCCUGCCAAGCAGGAGAACUUCAUCCUUGGCAGCUGUAGCACAGACCAGGUGAAGGGCGUGCUGACUCUGCAAGGGGACGCGCUGAGCCAGGCGGACGUGAACCUGAAGAUACCCCGGAACAACCAGCUGCUGCACUUCGCCUUCCGAGAGGACAAGCAGUGGAAGCUACAGCAGAUCCAGGAUGCCAGGAACCACGUAAGCCAGGCCAUUUACCUCCUUGCCAACCGGGAUGAAAGCUACCAGUUCAGGACAGGAGCAGAGGUCCUCAAGCUGAUGGACGCUGUGAUGCUGCAACUGACCAGAGCCCGCAACCGGCUCACCACCCCGGCCACCCUUACUCUGCCUGAGAUCGCUGCCAGUGGCCUCACGCGGAUGUUUGCCCCUGCCCUGCCCUCCGACUUGCUUGUCAACGUCUACAUCAACCUCAACAAACUCUGCCUCACCGUGUACCAGCUGCACGCCCUGCAGCCCAAUUCCACCAAGAACUUCCGCCCAGCUGGAGGCGCUGUGCUCCACAGCCCUGGGGCCAUGUUUGAGUGGGGCUCCCAGCGCCUGGAGGUGAGCCACGUGCACAAGGUGGAGUGUGUGAUCCCAUGGCUCAACGACGCCCUCGUCUUCUUCACUGUGUCCCUGCAGCUCUGCCAGCAGCUCAAGGAUAAGAUCUCCGUGUUCUCCAGCUACUGGAGCUACAGGCCUUUCUGAGCAGAGCACCCGAGAGCCUGACCCCCAGAGAAAUGGCCCUUGUCCCCCUCACCCAUCCCCCCAAGAAUGCUGGCCAGAGCCAGAACCGGGCAGCCUGGGCUAUUAUUUAUUUCCCUCUUCUCCCCAUCCUGCCCAUCACAUUUGCACAGAUGGAAAUGAACACUGGCACCACUGAGAGACAGGGAUGCUGACUUGCUUUUCAUUUUGUAGGGGGUGGUCUGGAAGGUGGGGCGGGGGGGGUCAGGAAGGCAGAGCCCAGAGGUGGCCCACAUUCCAAACCCUGCCCUCCCUGCACAGCGGGAACCUUUGGACUCAGGGUGGCGCCAGGCCCAGGGCUCUCCUUCCCCCUCCUUUUUCUGCCUUCUGAGCUGCCCAGGAUGGUACGCGCAGUGGCACGCCCCCCCCUCCAGUGGAGGGUGAGGAGUGGAUGGUGGCCCUAAGCUGUGAGUCAGGAGGGCAGACAGAAGCCAUCCACCGCCAGCUGUGGUGCCCUUGAAUGUGUUUGCUCCAUAUCCCUGACAAGGCCUCCAGGAAAUAAAGAUCAUCUGACUUU
Molecule: messenger RNA, 1492 nt
Organism: Neomonachus schauinslandi (Hawaiian monk seal)
Lineage: Eukaryota; Metazoa; Chordata; Mammalia; Carnivora; Phocidae
Gene: ROGDI
Product: rogdi atypical leucine zipper
Exons: 11
Coding region: 70-939 (289 amino acids)
Cellular component (GO): RAVE complex
Source: RefSeq, a predicted model, not a curated record